AUUCGCGUUUCUUCCUUAUCUAUUUUGGCCCGUGCGAUGUUUCGUCCUUUUGAUUCGAUUAAUCAACGAGCGGGGUAACCCGUUUACUGUUGACAAAAUUCAAAGCGGGGAGUCCAGUAACAAAAUAGGUAGUGUACCGUUCAACUCUGGACUAACAGUUGGAGCAUAAUAGACAAUUCAGAGACGACUACUGGAAAUUUCAACACAGCUGGAACUCUACCCCAACCUAAGGUCUCAGCAUGAACUCAAAGGGGGGCGGUACAGUCCUGUCCCGACGAAACUACCGCUUGGCAUCUGAUACAGAUGUGCCUAAAGUCACUGGUAUUGUAAAUGAGAAGUUGUUGAGUGACUACCUGCACCAUGUGUUCCCUGCCUGCUCUAAGCACGGGCCUGCCUCAGCUGCCUACAGAAAACCCUUAAGCUUCCAGGACCUUGGGGCCCACCUGGAGAGACUGCUGUCUGUGGACGAACCUCCGGAUGACAGCACAGGCCAAGUGGAAGGGCGAUUGGGCCCGUCUACUGUUGUCCUGGACCACACCAGUGGAUUUGAGGGACUUUUGUUUGUAGAUGAUGAUCUCUUGGGGGUCAUUGGCCAUAGCAAUUUCAGCUCGAUAAGGGCUACUACCUGUGUCUUCAAAGGGAAAUGGGAGUACGAGGUGCUUAUCUCCUCUCAAGGGUUGAUGCAGAUCGGUUGGUGUACUCUGAACUGCAGAUUUAACCAGGAGGAGGGAGUUGGCGACACUCCAGACUCAUACGCCUAUGAUGGCAACAGAGUCAGGAAAUGGAAUGUGACGACCACUAACUAUGGCAAGUCCUGGGCAGCAGGGGACAUUGUUAGCUGUUUGAUAGACCUUGAUGAAGGGACUAUUACUUUUUGUCUGAACGGACAGUCUCUUGGUACAGCUUUCAGUAAUAUCAAGACAGGUCCGGGUGUAGCUUACUUCCCGGCCAUCAGUCUCUCCUUCAAAGAGUCUGUGGCCUUCAACUUCGGCAGCCGCCCUCUCAGGUACCCUGUGGAAGGCUACCUUCCUCUUCAGGACCCACCAACCACUGACCUCACCAAAGCCAACAGGCUGCUGGGCUACAUGAAGACUGUGCUAUGCACUGGGAUAGACCCACAGGAGGAGAAGCUCACUGAGAAGGACAGUGCCUCUUGGCAACUUCAAGGAGAGCCAACCGUCCUGGUGACCCUUGCACAUAUCUUCAACCACUUUGCUCCUCUUAUGUGUAAAGUGUACCUGGUAGAAGAUGUACUGAUGAACUUCCUGCUGAGCAUUCUUGAGGGGGGUGGCUCUGUGGAUGAACACCCUCUAAUCCAGCAGCUGCUUGACCUCUUCUGGCUCCUUAUGGAGGACUUUGAGGCGAGCGAGUGCCUGAAGCAGUUAAUGAUGUCUUUGCUGAGGGCUUACCGCUUCUCCCCCAUCAUCCCCGACCUGGGCUUCCAGAUUCACUACCUGCGCUUGACGACUGCUAUUCUACGUCACGAGAAGUCUAGAAAAUACCUCCUCAGCAAUGUUUUAUUUGAUGUCCUGCGCUCCGUCGUCUUCUUCUACAUCAAGACGCCCCUGCGGGUGAAGGAAGCCGGCCUGGAGGAGCUGAUCCCCACCACGUGGUGGCCGACGCGUCUCGACAAGGAGGGCAAGGACGAGAAGGAGCAGAGGCAUGAGAGCGCUGAGGAGCGACUCCGGCGCCGGGCCUACGAGCGCGGCUGCCAGAGACUCAAGAAAAGGAUUGAGGUGGUUGAGGAGCUACAGGUUCAGAUCCUGAAGCUGAUGCUGAACAACAAAGACAAAGCGACGGGAGAAGCCUCACGAUACAUCUUCCUUAACAAGUUCCGGAAGUUUCUCCAGGAGAACGCAAGCAACCGAGGGAACCCCACGGUGUUAUGUCCGCCUGAAUAUAUGGUGUGUUUCUUGCACCGCCUGAUUACAGCUGUGAGGAGCUAUUGGGAUGAGGGGAAACCCAAGAUCCCAGGUUCCAUCAAUAGUGAAGAAGCCUACGUGCCCCCUCAGAUGUUCUAUAAUGGAAAGGUGGAUUACUUUGACCUGCAGAGAUUGGGAGGCCUGCUUUCUCAUAUAAAGAAAACGCUAAAAGAUGACCUGGCCACCAAAGCCAACAUCAUCAUCGACCCGGCAGAGAUCCAGGCUGCCUCCAUGGACGACCUGGAUGAGGACGAGGAGAGCGGAGCGGGCCAGAGGCCGUCUGGAGCAGCGGCAGUGGGUGGGGCUCUGGCCAGGCCGAGCUGGCUCAGCUCGCCCACGCUGGGCCGGGCCAAUCGCUUCCUCAGCACCGCCGCCGUCAGCCUGAUGACCCCAAGGCGACCCCUGGCCCCACCCGAGAAGGUCAAAGUGCGCGCUCUACCUGUAGAGCAGAGGACAGAGGAGGACAUCGAGGGAAGCCAUGGCAACGAUGGGCUGUUGCUGGGGCGACCACCUGAAGAGCCCGACCAGCCAAUCACAGAGAAGUCCCUGCUAGAGAUCCUGGAUGGGAUCGUGAUGAUGUACAACCUGAGCGUUCACCAGCAGCUGGGCAAGAUGGUGGUUGUGUCAGACGAUGUGCAUGAGUAUGCUGUGGCUCUGAAAGACACUGAAGAGAAGAUUGCCAGAUGUCCAAGAAGAAGGUCAGAUAUUCUGGAGGAGCUGGAGAAGAGCCAGAGAGUGUUCUCAGAGAAGCUGAACCACCUGAGUCGCAGGCUGGCCUGGAUCAACGCGACCAUCUACUCCAAGGAGAAGAUGUUGGACGUGUACUGGCUCCUGCGUGUGUGCAUCCGUACGAUCGAGCAUGCGGACGCCGCAGGGUCCCUGUUCGCCUUCACGCCCGAGUUCUAUCUCAACGUGGGCAUGAACAGCUACAGCGCCCUCAAGAACUACUUCAGCCCUGCCCACAGCAUGGAGGAACUUCCAGGCUAUGAGGACACACUCACACAGCUUGCUGCCAUCCUCGCCAAGCAAUUUGCAGACCCGCGCAUUGUGGGCACAGACAUCAAGGACUCGCUGAUGCAGGCACUGGCCAGCUACGUGUGCUACCCGCAAUCCCUGCGCGCGGUGGAGCGGAUCCCCGAGGAACAGCGUGUGGCCAUGAUGAGGAACCUGCUAGCUCCCUACGAGCAGAGACCAUGGGCUCAAACCAACUGGAUCCUGGUUCGCCUGUGGAGGGGCUGUGGCUUUGGCUACCGGUACACGCGGCUUCCCCACCUGCUGAAAACCAAACCGGAGGACGCCAACCUCCCCAGCCUGCAGAAGCCUUGUCCAUCCCUCCUGCUGCAGAAGCACAUGGCAGAGCUCCUGACUCAAGACAAAGACAUGGCCGCCAGCUUCCUCAACAGUGUCCUCAACCAGCUCAACUGGGCCUUCUCUGAGUUUAUUGGCAUGAUCCAGGAGAUCCAGCAGGCAGCAGAGCGGCCAGAGAGGAACUUUGUGGACACGAGGCAGCUGAAGGUGUGUGCCACGUGCUUCGACUUGUCUGUCAGCCUGCUGCGCGUGCUGGAGAUGACUGUCACCCUGGUACCCGAGAUCUUCCUGGAUUGGACCCGCCCCUCGGCUGAGCUGCUGCUGCGCCGAUUGGCUCAGCUGCUGAACCAGGUGCUGAAUCGAGUGACUGCAGAGAGAAACCUAUUUGACCGGGUGGUCAACCUCCGUCUCCCAGGGCUGGAGAGCGUGGACCACUACCCCAUACUGGUAGCAGUUACAGGAAUUCUGGUGCGCGUUCUGGUGGACUCGGACAGACAAGGGAUCGCUCGAGCAGCUGCGGUGCUGCUGUCCGACCCCUGCUUCCAGCUACACUCCAUCCAGCACCUGCUCGGGGAGGGCGUGGCCAGCGGGGGCGGAGCCAACCACAAACACUUCUCCCUCCAUGCCUACGCAGACUACAUCAGUGCAGAGGAGGAGCAGAAGGUGGAGCAGAUGCUAGCCUUCCUGACGGAGGAGUCCAAGCAGGCAGCAGCUACGACAGCACCUACCAGUGAGGAUGACCUUUGCCCCAUCUGCUAUGCACACUCCAUAUCAGCCGUCUUCAAGCCCUGCUCCCACAAGUCCUGCAAAGCAUGCAUCAAUCAACAUCUGAUGAAUAACAAGGACUGUUUCUUCUGCAAGGCCACCAUCACUGGAGUGGAAGAUUACAGCAAGCCUACUGGCUCUUAACAUGCUCUUCAGGCACUCAAAUACACACAUCUGCACACACGCCUGCCUGCACGCACACGCCUUGGGGAAAUGAAGCUCGACACAUCACGCCCAUCUCCAAAGACUGUACUCCUCUGUCUAUACUUGCGUGCUGGCCCCGACAUGUCCUCGAGCUCACGACCCUACGAGCCUACCACUGGUCACUUGAAGCAUAUUUCAACGCUCUCGGCUGCUGUGUUCCCCUCCAAGGCUCCGGCACGCCAUAGCCAAGCCUGGCUGGCUGGCUGGUGGAGAAAAGGGGAGGAGGAUGAUGGGAUGAUCUGCCCCCCUCCCCCCUUUUUAAGAUCUCUUCUCUCACUGGUACUUUUGGCCACCACACUUCAACUGUAGCCAUAGGCCAAUCAUUCACCUUGAUCUUGGGUGUCCCAAACAUGCCAGUAGGGCUUGAAAAUGUCACUUUAGCACUCACGCUCUGUAUUGAUACGUUUUUAUAUACAAAACCAACAGCCAUAUUUGACGUGGCAAUAUCUAGCAGUGCUGGUGAAGGUGUCUAGGACUAGGUUUGUGAAUGCAAAUGACAAAAGAACCUCGAGCUCCGAAGUGCAGCUACAUCGAGCUGUCAUGCAUGACACUUAUUCAAUGUUAACAGUUCAUUGCAGCUUUACUAAUGCGUUAUAAAUCGUCCUGCAGUGUGAAUGUCUUGAUUGGAUUGAAUCAGAUAUGCAUUUGGUUUGAGCAGAGCAAUUUCAGGUUCUGAUGAAUAAUAUAACUCCAUAAUAUUUUUACAAACACAAUGCAAAGCGGAGCCUUGAGCAAUACAGUAUUCAUGUUUUCUUUUCCUGCUUUUUCUCAUUUGGGGUAUGAUUUUGGCUUGUCCAGAUGUCACCUUAUGCUGUUUUGCCUUUUUUAUAGCUGUCUGUCAUAUGUCUGAAUGUCAGACUGUGCCCAGUGUUUUUUUUUUUCAAGCCCGCGGCAUAGGUGUGGUGCUUUUCUGCCAAGAAUUACGUCCGCUGUGUGUCUUCUGAUGUUAUGCUGAAAACAGCUGUUUGACCCAUUGUAAAUCGCCCUUCCUUUACUAGCUUUUAUUGCUGAACCUUUGAACAAAUCCUGGGCUCUUGGGUGUGCCUAUGCUGGAGUGUAGAUUUAAACUUCACUCAGAUCUCACUUCAUCUAUCCGUUUUCAGUAUCUCUGAGCUUCAUGCAAAAAUACACAAACAUAUGCAUCUACGUGAUAGCGGAUUUGGAACUGGCUAGCACUGCAGCUGCAGUUCACUUUCUCUGUGAUCAAGCACUCUAAACAUAUCCAUUGCCUUGCCACCGGUCCCUUUAAAGGUGAAUCGGGCACUGCACUGAAGCAGAAACAAAGCUUUUCUGAAUAAAUGUAUAGUCAUCCAGCAUAUAGAUGUAUAGACAUCCAGUUCAGAUACACAGGUCUGGUGUGAUACACCCUACUUCACAUUCUACUGCAUAGUGAAUGUAAGGGAAUGUGUGAUGCCCCUGUAUUGGAGUGGUUUUUUUUUGGGGGGGGGGGGGGGCUUUUUUUGAACUGUUCAGUCUCCAAGCACUGAUUAAAUACAUUUUUUAUUAACCCUCUGAAGUCUCAGUUAUUGCUGACAAUAUGAGCAACGUAAUACUCCAGUAAUUAUUUCUCAUUAGGUCACAGAAACAUACCGAAACAUUUGAAAGUUUCAGUAAGGGAGAACUUUUUCAUUGUUAUCCGAGUUUUAUGGAAUCAUUAUUGUUCCAUGUAGUCUUGUUUACUGGAAAACGAACCUCAACUGAACGUUUGAAUGCUUUUGCUCCUUUUUUCUGUGAGCUACAAACAAUAAACAUGUUAUAUAUGAUAAUGGGUCAUAACUAAGUCUUCAGAGGGUUAAUUACUAUUGCCAUGUCAUGUGACUUAUGCGUUUAGGGUUCUACACAAGGACUGUUCAUGUCUUAUGGCUUUGGAAGACAGUGCACUUGACCAUCCACUGCUUCCCAAACUCAUCUGACAUUAAUUCUAAAAUUAAUUCACAUGUUUAUAAACUUUUUGACCUAGGUGCAUGUUGACAACUGCUUUUCACAUUUGGACUGUGCAAGUAUCUCUGGAAGUAGAACCAUCCUCUUAAGAUUGGGGGAUUGCAAGGUUUGAACUUGGGAACCCUAUAUUUAGCUCUUGGUAAAAUUGUGUGAUAGAGCGUGGGCAUGGGCGUGGUCAUGCAGUCUGCGGGUGCUACAACAUUUAAUUUAUGAGUAAAAGGUUUCCCACUUUUAGGCACCAGCUACAGUCAGCCAAGGGAGUUUCAGUUUGUAUAAGCAAUACUUUAUGGACUUUUGGUGUUAUUUUGCUGUUUGACAAUGGGCUUUGUUUUAAUUUCUCCUUUAUGAGAGUGCACAUAUAUAUCGACGGUGUAACGGCAUUAAAUUAUUUAUCCAAA
This is a messenger RNA of Electrophorus electricus (electric eel), 6538 nucleotides long. RefSeq names its product ring finger protein 123 (gene rnf123). The record is from RefSeq and is a predicted model, not a curated record. Lineage: Eukaryota; Metazoa; Chordata; Actinopteri; Gymnotiformes; Gymnotidae. Gene Ontology annotation, cellular component: cytoplasm. Gene Ontology annotation, molecular function: protein binding; ubiquitin-protein transferase activity.